Pogona vitticeps (central bearded dragon) is the source of this 4186-nucleotide messenger RNA. RefSeq names its product microtubule associated protein 10 (gene MAP10). The record is from RefSeq and is a predicted model, not a curated record. Gene Ontology annotation, biological process: mitotic spindle midzone assembly; cytoplasmic microtubule organization; positive regulation of cytokinesis. Gene Ontology annotation, molecular function: microtubule binding. Gene Ontology annotation, cellular component: midbody; cytoplasmic microtubule; mitotic spindle pole. Lineage: Eukaryota; Metazoa; Chordata; Lepidosauria; Squamata; Agamidae.
CCGAGUGCCAAAUUUUAACUAUGGAACUAUGCAACCUUGGGCCAGGUGCUCCCUCAGCACUUGAGCUACCUCACCGGGUUGCUGUGAGGCUCGAUGUGGGGAGAAAGAUAAUCUUGAGCUUGUUAAAAGAGUAAGAUAGGUGGGUAUAAUCAACAAGACAAAAUAAAUGUAUUUAUCCUCUACUCCUAGUGCCCAUGCGCUGCAGCAGCUGCACAUUUAUUCUCCUGUUUUAAUAAAAAUGCUCAUAGCACUCGUUGCCGUUCGGAAGCAGGCUGGCAAACCAACAUCCUUCUCCCACACACAACCCUCUCCCAGGGUUGACGAGCCACCGACGACUUCCCGUCGCUAGACAACAGAGGCCCGCCGCUUCCAUAGAGAUCAUUAUAUAACCCACGGCUGCGGCCCUGCGACUCCCGAGGCUCCCGCUCAGUCUCGCGAGAACCAGCCCUCCUCCUCCUCCUCCUCUGAGCCGCCGCCGCCGCCGCCACCGCUGCCGGCAUGGCUCUCCUUCUCCCUACUUAGGCACCGGGCAUGGAGGGAAGCGACGGCUGCGAGGAGAGCCUUUUCUCCCUAGAGCUGUUGGUGGAGUCGGCGCGGGUGGAGCCGCGGCUGCUCCCGAUGCCUCUGCCCGCCUGCGGCCCUUUUCGUCCCGCGGUGGCUCUGCGCCUCUUGGACUUCCCGACCCUGCUGGUGCGCGCCCCGCACGCCGCGCCGGGGCCUGUGGUGCCCUUCGGCCGGGGCAAGUCGUGCCUCUUCAGGCUACGGCCGGCCGCCUUGAAGGACCUCCUGAGGCGCUCUCCGCUCUCGGCGUUGCUGCUGGCGCUCCGCCCACGCCAGGCCCUGCCCGCCUCCUGGGCUCCUGCAGUGUCUCCUUGGCCUCCGCCGCCGAAGUUGCUGCUGGGGACGGGUCCUGGGGGGCGAAGGGGCCAGUUCCCGCUACAAGACCUGAUGGGGGAGCAAGUAGGGGAGCUGGGACUGAGCUACCGGCUGACCAACCUGGGCAUCUCCCUCCUGGGGCACUUAGGGGAAGGAGCGGCCCCAGAGCAGCCCCACCCCAAGCAGGAGCGACACCAGGAAUUCUCCCGCACACUGGGCAACCAAAGCAAUGUACGAGCCAGCCUGGAGCUCAUCCCAGAGGGGGAUGAAGAUCAGGAGCCUGCCUUGGAAGGUGGCAGCCAAGCGUCCUUAAGCAGCCCUCAGAUAGAGCGACGCUCCAACAUGUCUGGCCUUGGGGAGGGAGUUCGAGAGCUAGAGAUUGAGGCCAAUGUCUUUUGCCCUCCACCAAUGUUCUACACCUGUUCAAGUGAAAAUCCCCAUCCCAGGUCUAGGUCGCCAGCACCUGCAGUAGUGACAGUGGCACCAGCGCAAAACACUUUUCCAGGAGAAGAAAUCAAAGUUCCCUCCCCUGUGCCUCUUACUAAGGAAAAACCUUCAAGUAUUAUCCAGGAGGUAACCCCAUCACCCCAGAUACUUGGCAGCCCUGAGCAGCUCAGACAAACUUUGAACCAGCUGCCUCUUUUGAAUGCUUUAUUGGUAGAGCUCUCCUUGCUGAACAAGCAGCCUCCACAAGCACAACCAUUUUCUGUGCACCCUCAGUUAGCAUGGCUGUAUAAAAAUGCAGAAGAAGGCACAAAAUCACCACCUCCCAUUGCCAAGAGCACAUGUCCUUACCAUGAAGAGAAAAAAACUACUCAUCGCAAAGAGAGGGGAAGGUCAGCUAGCCCCAAGUUAAAAAGAAAUCGCCCAGAUCAUUUAAAGUGCAUCUCUCCCUCCUUCCAAGUCAACUGCCCUAGUAAAGGAUUCACAAAACUGACAUACUCUGAAAGGCUUGGUGGCCCUGAGAAAAACAAUACUAAGGAAAACUCUCCCCCUAGAAGAAAGCUUACUUAUGGUCUUACAAAUACUUUAAAACUUCGCUUGCUGCGGUCCAAUCCAGGUAUGUUAAAAGUUCAUGAAAAAAGAGAACUUCGAAGAAAAAAACAAGGAGACGUAGUUGAAAAGAAAGGUAAAAGCUCUUCAGCCAAAGGCAAACUACUCCAUGGUUCUCCUGAGCGCCAUGCAAAGUCUUCUGAGCACUUGGAUGAAAAAAGCAUCCCAGAGGAAAAAGCUCAAAUUAAUGAAAAUGUGGAGACUUUAAUACAAAACAGUGUUUGCCAUGAUUGCCCUACAAGCAAGAAAGUUGCAGCUAAAGCUGUGAAAAACAGUGAAAAUGGGAAACAAAAUACAUCAAUUGAAGUGGUUGGCUCUGCUUAUGAAGAAAAGCAUUUCAAAGUCCAUCUGCCAAGAGUCUUUUUGCAGGAUGCUGAAACUCAUGAGAAUAAAAUAGACACAGAAGUAGUAAAAUAUGUACAGCAUAGUGAUUCUGAUGUUUCAGUCAUACAUAUCGAUACCCAGAGCAACAACUGUGAAAGUAGCCGUGAAGUUAAGAAUUUGGAGGAAGUCCAUGCUAAUUCUGAGAGUGCUGCCUAUUCAGAAGAUUUCACCGGUGAUGACAGUUCGGGCACAAACUUGGAAGCGCAAGAGAGUAGCCAUGAGCCUUUGUUGGUAAACCUAGAUCAAAGCCAGUCCAUCAUGGAUUCAGAUUCUAAAAUAUCUGAAAGAAGUUUGGCUGAUGAAAGCAUUUCAUCUCUUCUUCCAAUACCUUCAGCUAUGUCACCUGUCCAUUAUCUUAAAAAGACCUGUGAUUUAAAAUUGAAUGGGAAAAAACCUACUGUUUCUUUUGACAAAUCUAUUGAUGAUUCCCCUCCUGCAAGGAUGUUAAAGGAGGGACUAGGCAUUGAACAGAUCAGGAAGGAAAGGAGCAAAGAUGAGCAGACCUUGGAGACUAAAGAAGUGUACUCUGAUAUGAGAUGUAGCAUAGCAAAAGACCAGUCAUCUGCAGAAAAGAGCAAUUCACUAAGGACAUCUCAGGUUAGCUCUUAUUUACCGUCCAAUGUAUCUGACCUUGAUCUUAGUGGCUUAGAAGAAAGCAAUGCAUCUGAAAAAGAAAAAGAGGAUGACUUUGAGAUGGUGGAUAUUGCUAAUCAGUGUAAACAUAUCAGUGAAUUGGUAGUAAAUAAACUUCCUGGGUAUACAAUGUAGUUAUCAAUAACAAUGACUGGAUCAAAGUGAAAAUGUCUUUAUUCUAUAAGCAAGCAUUUUACAACAAUCUUAGUGUUUCACAAAUGCAAAUUUUGUUGUAUAAGUAAUGCAUUUAGAAAUGUUCGAUUGGUAUCUUUAGAUUAAUGAACAAUCUAGAGACUGUAUGAUAUGUGUUAAUCUGCACAAUUAAAAUACAUAUUUUGGAGUUUCACUCACAUAUAUAAGCUUGUAUACCUGCAGAUGUUUUGUUCCCAAGCCAUAUCCUAGUAAGUUUUGAAACUUCAGAGACUUGAAAGGUACUUUCCAGUUUAACACCUAGAAGCAGCUAGAGUUUAUGCAAGAAGAAAAGUCUGUUUCCAUGUCUGGUAUUUGCAUGGCAAAUUUAAUUUGAGAGAGUGAAAAUAACAUAGAAUAUUAUCUAACAAAAUCUCACUUCAUAUGCGAAUGAAUGCCUAAUUCAUUUAUAUGGCUGAUUUAUCUGUUACUCUCAGUGAUGGGACAGUGUGAGUUCAGGUCUUGAACAUAAAAUAAGCUUCCAGAGGAAAAAAAGCAGGAGGUUGUUUUCUUUGGUAGACAGCAAAGAGUGGCAGAAGAAUACUUGCAAAAGUCACCUGAUCCCUUGCCAAGAUGAGUGCACUUUAGCCAUGACUACCAGUGUUGAUGAGAGGCACAUGCAUUUUUUCACAGAGAUAAUGUAUGACUCAUUCCUUAUGUAUGCGUGUCUGUUCAGGUAUUUUUAAAAGGUUCUGUGCAAAUACACUUGUGCUUUUGGUGCAAAAAUGCAAGCAAAGCCAUUAGAUAAUACUUCAAAGAGAAUAUCUCUGCACUAAAACUAAAAGGGUUGGGUGAAUGAUUUGAAGAAAAUUAGACACUGGGAGGAAGAUUUAUUUAUGCACAUGCAAGAGUCCCACUUAGAGCCUUACUUGAAAGGGAAAAGAGUUUUAGCUGCAUGCUACCUAUUUAGCAUAUUGCAUAUUUAGUCCUAAAUUCAGUGUGUAAAGCUUUCAGUGUGUGGCUUUCAGUGACUUGUUGCCAGGUGUGGGUUUUGCCAUGCUGUUGCAAAUGGUUUUAUGUACUUGAGCUGGUAAGUAAAAAGUCAAAUCUU